UAUGCACAUCUUCCACAAAGAGCAUUGUAAGCGUCACUGCAAAUUUCCACCUAUGACUUAAUGUACCUGGUUACAAAGAGCCCCAGGGGUUUUGAGGAAAAUAUUUUCUUUUGAAUACGACAAAGCUUUAGGGGAUAAUUAGAAGCAGAUUUGCAGGAAACCGAAGAUGACUCCACCUUGAACACGUCAAAAUGUGACUGUUGGUUUUAGAAGCGAGCAGACAAAACCUAUGCUAAGGGCUCAGGAUCACAGUCAUGGCUUCAAGAAACUAUCAGCGCCCAAUCCCAGGUGAGAGCUUCCAACAGGAAUUUGAGCGCAAAUUAAAAAACAAUGAAUUCCUGCAAGAGUUUGAGGAGCUUAAACAGGUCGGCAACAACCAACCAAAGGUGGAAGCAGAAUUACCAGCAAAUGCAGCAAAAAACCGAUACCCUUACAUUUUACCAUAUGAUCAUUCCAGAGUAAAGCUAACAUUAACAGACGGGGACCCCCAUUCUGGAUAUAUCAAUGCAAAUUACAUCCCGGGUUUUCGUGCAGACAAUGAGUAUAUUGCAACACAGGCACCCACCCAAGCAUCCCUUGUUGAUUUCUGGCGCAUGACCUGGGAGCAGAGAGUAAAGAAUAUAGUGAUGUUGACUGUAUGCGAGGAGGAAGGGAAGAAGCUGUGUGAUCAAUACUGGCCCUCAGACUCUGCUUCGUAUGGACCAUUUAAAGUGUUCUUUGUAGCAGAAGAUCCUUGUAAAGACUGGACCAAACGCCAUUUCAAACUACAGCAUGUCGUAGAAAAUCAAGUGAGGCAUAUCUUUCAGAUGCAUUAUGGAGCAUGGCCUGAUCGUGGUGUUCCUCAAUCCCCAGCUUCCUUGGUUACCUUUGUGGAGAUUAUGAGGAGUCAGAUCUCUGCUAAAGAGUAUGGACCCACAGUGCUACACUGCAGUGCUGGUGUUGGGCGAACUGGGACACUGAUAGCUCUGGAUGUGGCUUUGCAGAUGUUGAGAGCUGAAGGCUAUGUAGAUGUAUAUGGCACUGUAUAUCAAAUGCGAUCCAGCAGAGUCAUGAUGCUACAGACUGUGGAACAAUAUAUAUUUGUGCAUCGUUGCAUCCUUGAAACAAUAUCACAGAUGGGAAAAGAGAACUUCAGUGUAUAUUGCGAACAAAGAAACAGUUGUUGUGACAAAGACUUGCAAAACGAUCAUUACAGUCCAGAGGCUUCCGUAGAUUGUAACACCACAUGGAAAGAAAUGCCAUAUUAACACUGUCAUUUGUACAUCUAAUACAAUUGAAUUAGCCAAUAAAAGU
Messenger RNA from Spea bombifrons (plains spadefoot toad), 1293 nucleotides. Its product is annotated as receptor-type tyrosine-protein phosphatase V-like. Gene Ontology annotation, molecular function: protein tyrosine phosphatase activity. The transcript has 11 exons. The record is from RefSeq and is a predicted model, not a curated record. Gene Ontology annotation, biological process: protein dephosphorylation. Bases 255 to 1247 code for a protein of 330 amino acids. NCBI's taxonomy places the organism in Eukaryota, Metazoa, Chordata, Amphibia, Anura, Pelobatidae.